Molecule: messenger RNA, 6979 nt
Organism: Acipenser ruthenus (sterlet)
Lineage: Eukaryota; Metazoa; Chordata; Actinopteri; Acipenseriformes; Acipenseridae
Product: PRELI domain-containing protein 1, mitochondrial-like
Exons: 7
Coding region: 159-905 (248 amino acids)
Biological process (GO): phospholipid transport
Cellular component (GO): mitochondrial intermembrane space
Molecular function (GO): phosphatidic acid transfer activity
Source: RefSeq, a predicted model, not a curated record
ACUUCAUGGAGAGGGGUGCAGAUGGGGUUAUUAUAGAACGACAGUAACUGUUUUAAAUAUUUGUAAACCAAAGCCAUUGGCUUAGCUAGACAUCCUCUGAACAGCUGGAAUGACAUAUUAGGAUUGGAUUUUCUCCAUAGCCGGCAGCAGUGGGAACAAUGGUGAAGUAUUUCUUGAGUCAGACUGAUAUCAAAAGCUCAUGGGAACAUGUCUUCUCAGCAUUCUGGCAGAGGUAUCCAAACCCUUUCAGCAAACACGUGCUCACAGAGGAUGUUGUCUUCCGUGAGGUGACGCCAGACAACACGCUCAUUUCAAGACGUCUCCUGACAAAGACCAAUCACUUGCCUCGCUGGGCAGAGAAGAUAUUUCCAUCUAAUUUGUCACGGUCUGUGUUUGUUAUCGAAGACUCUAUUGUGGAUCCGAAGAAUAAAACUCUGACCACAUUUUCAUGGAACAUUAACCACACAAGACUCAUGGUUGUGGAAGAAAGAUGCGUUUACAGUAUGAGCCAAGAAAAACAAGCCUGGUCCCUGGCCAAACGAGAAGCUUGGAUUUCCUCAGGGGUGUUUGGUUUUUCCAGGGCAAUUCAGGUGCUCUUGUGCUACCACACCUCAGUGGUCAGAACCAUUGCAUCGCCAUUGCUGUUCCACUCCAAACGAAGAUCGUUGGACGGGUGUACAACGGGGAUGGGAAGGGAAAACACGUCACACAUCAGGCCAACACAUCAGCUAAAAGAGUUUGGACUGGCCAGGUUUAAAAGCAAUCAGACGAAAGCCAUGAGAGGACUGGACUAUGCUCUGUCCAUCUUGCACGGCCCUGGUUAUAAGACCGUAGAAGUCACCUGUAAGGUCCCUCCCACCAUACAACGCGAAUCAAUUAACAGUCUGGUUUGGAUUGUUUGCUAAAUUAAAAUUAAAAUGAUAUCCUCAUCCUCAUCAUAUGCUGUACGUGUCCCUGUAACAAAGGUAGAUUCACUUCCUGAAAGCCGAAUGUAAUGUAAGAAAAAGAAAGUGUCUAAUAGGCUGAAAUGUGUUUUCCCUCAGCAGUAGGGCUGCUACGAUUAAAUCGAAAAUCAAUUUUUCGAUUGAUUCCAUUCCUCAUUAUAUACAUCGAUAUAAAUAUUGGAUAAUUGAUUCAAUAAUGACAUUUUUGUAACAUGCACAGUUAAUAACAUUAUUUAAGUUUAUUGAUGAAACUGCACCGAACGCCCUGCCUUGCUAUUUACAGUAUUUCUGCCAGACAGGCAGUGGGCGUGCUCUUCUUUUCCUGCUCAUGUUAACUAGCAUCUGAUUUGCUGGUCCCAUCCUACCAGCGAAUCAGUUUUGAAAUGCUUUGUAAGUACACGCCCCUCUGUGUAUUCGAAAAAAGCGUGCCGCCUUGGAUCCAGAGCAGGACAGGCGUGUAUUCCUGGCAAACAGCCUGUAAAUAAAUUGGGCACAUUGAAAAAAACUGACUGUAUAUAGUUUGUGCUUCUUUGGAGUUUCAGAAUGAACUGUUAUAUAAUGAAUAUUUAACAAUAUUUAAUAACAUUAAAAAUAUUAAUAAAUAAACGAUCAGUGAUGUUAAAUGCAAUUUUGGAGUAAUGAUCAGCUUGACCUAUAUAGACGGUGUGCAUGUUGUUUUAAGUAUUAUUAUUAUUAUUAUUAUUAUUAUUAUUUUUUUUUUUAUUAUUAUUAGGCAGGGUUUUCCGCAUUGUGUGUUUCACAGAUAGUGAAGGUUAGGUGGUACAGUAUUAACAAGAUGCAAUGCGUGAUGCUGCAACUGCCACUGAAUAAAAAAAUACGGUUUUCAUAAACUCGUGUCUAGUUUAUAUAGAUUACAUUCCAUAGUACUGUAAUCUGUUUGGAAUAAAUAUUUUAGUAACACCCUGUAGUCUGUUAAACUUGCUUUAGGCGUGUUGUGAAUGUUGUGUUUUUUUUUCCCUUGAAGCUACCAAGGAGUAAUUACUCCUCGCUUUCAAUUGUUGUGCACAAGCUUCUACUUAACUGCAAUGAUAUUAAAAUAAUAAUAAGGAAUGGAGCAAAAAUGUAUGUGGGCUGUACAAUCAUCAAUAUUUACUCGAACGAUUACAUUUUGUGUGCCCAGUUAAUCUAUUGCUAUUUUGAGGCUUAAGUGACAGCCCUACUCAGCAGUAAUUUGAUUACAUGUACCAGAACUCUGUGAUUUUUAUUGAAAUUGGAAACAGAACAGACAGGCGCUCUAUUGUGACAGUGCUGCGUUUUAUAAAUGCAUUACAGUUUAUUAGUUGGCACUGUUGGAUGGACACCUGGUGAUUUUGCUUUUAUAGCUGUGGUACUAUGUGGUGCUUUGCUUUUAUAGCUGUGGUACCCAAGUACUGUGAUUAAUUCUUCACUGUAAGUUAACAAUCUCUAGGGCUUUAGUUUGAUUAGCCUAUACCCUGCUGGGAUAAAGCCACAGAUGUCGUUUUUUCAGAGCAUUCUACUGCACUAGGGAAUUUCCUUGGAUUGCUUCCACCAAUUAUAUUUAUGUGUAAUCUCGGGAUAACAGUGGAUAUGAUACUAUCAUGUCUGAUCCCCAGUGCUGUAAAACAGUUUAAAAGCUCUAAAAGAGUUAAAAGCUCUUUUCAAAAUGUCUGCUCUAGUGCACAUUGUCAAACAGGUAACACAGCAAUAACGAUCCAUGAUGUGGUACAGAACAGAAAAGCCAGAGCACUUGAUAUGUGUUUUUUUUUUAAUCGCUCUUCUUGCAGUGAUUUAAAGCAGGGUUUCUCAACCAGGGGUCCUCCAAAAAUAAACCAGAGAAUGUGUUAUUUUCCCUGCAUGCUUAUGACACGCUGAAACCUAUUAGCUUCAGCAUGUCAUAAGCAUGCACAGAAAUUAGCGCAUUCUGAGGUUACGUAACAUGUUCUCUGGUUAUUGCAGCGGGAGCUUGACAGAUUAAAACACACACACACAAUAAAUACUGAUACAUUUUUAAUUUGACUAUCAGCAUCAAAACAACAAAACCCACAGAAUGAUGAUACAGAACUUCCUUCAGGUUCAACCGUAAGGGCUGAAGAACAGCGAGGAGGUGGUUAUUAACCCUGCAAAAUUAAGGAAAUAAGAAGACAGCUAGUUGAAUUUCAGUUUUAUUUGUACUGGAAGUGGAGAUAUACCUCAACCACAGUGUGUAAUUUAUGCACAAGUACUGUCCAAUAAAUGUUUGAAACCCUCCAAAUUACAGACAUUUAAUUACCAAGUAUAAAAACAAGCAACACUCAUCUUUUGAGCAAAAGGCUGAGGAACUGCUUGGUACUAAGGCCGUAAUGAAAUCCACAACUAGCAGAUAAAAAGCUUGUAGUGUCAUUGUACAUAGUGGCGCAGAAAAUUGCUAAAGCUAAAAAAAUCGCAUACGAUUGCUGAGUAGUUGAUGUGUUGUGUGCCAUUGAAAUUGUAAAGGAAAUGUUUGGAAAGCAAAAGGCCAAGGAACUGGCAAAAAUACCAAUGUCAAGUGACACUGUCAGACGACGAAUCACGUUUAUGUCAGAAGAUAGUUUCGCAGUGCAUUGGUCGGCUCAUUGACAUUUCAUCAGACAGCUCCCUCAGAACCAAGUUCAGUGAAAUGCCGCUGGAGACAUUUUGAUGUUAGUGCUCUGAUGAAUACAGCACUGCUUCUUCUGCAGCACUGAAAGUGUUGGUCCCAUUCAGUACAACCUACUUAUGCGAAACCGGGAUUUCAGCCACGACAUCGAUGAAAACAAAAUACUGAGCCAGGAUGAACAUUGACCAUGACAUAAGUGUGUGCUUGUGAAGAUACCUCCACGUCUUGAUAGAAUUGUUGCUCAGCACCAGCAACAAGUUUCACAUUGAGUAAGUAAAACAAAAAUAAUGACAUAUAUGUAUAUAUGUAUAUGUAUCAGGGAUGGAAAUAAGACUCCCAUUGCAGUUUGAUCCAUUCUUGGUUUUAGGAGUAUAAGUUUAAUAAGACAAACCUGAACUUGUUCACACUGAGACUAAUCAAGCUCAUUGUAAAACCUGGAAUGGGUGAAACUGCUAUGCAAUAGCAAUAGGAGUCUUAUUUCCAUCUCUGAUGUGUGUAUGUAUAUAUGUACAGUGACCACCAAAAUUAUUGGCACCCUUGAUAAAAAUGAGCAAAAAAGGCUGUAUAAAAUAAACAACACAGGUAAUGAGCUAUAUUUUAUGUUCAAAUAUAUGGGAAAACCUUUUUAUUUUAUUCUAAUACAAUUGCUCAGAGAAAAAGUUUUUUAUUAACAAGUAAUAAAAAAUGUUUUCAAAAAGAUAGGUGUCAGAAUUAUUGGCACCCUUAAAGAUUUUAUAAAUAAAAUCAAACAAAAUUAAAUCUGCAUUAACAGUCUACUUCUUUAAGUUCAUCUAAGUCUUAAGGAACUGUAUUGUGGCCUUCCAUGGCUUCCUGUUUCACUGGGGUAUAAAAAUGAGGUAACACGCAUAUGAAAUCCAUUUGUCAUCCAUCACCAUGGGGAAAGGCAAAGAACUCACAAAUGAAAAGAGACAAAUGGUUGUUGACCUUGAUAAAUCAGGCAAUGGGUACAAAACAAUAGCUAAAAAACUAAAUAUACCACUUACCACUAUUAGGGCAAUAAUUAAGAAGUUCAAAACCACUGUAACAGUGGUAAACUUGCCUGGUAGAGGAUGCAAGUGUAUCUUGCCCCCACGCACAGUGAGGCAGAUGGUUCGGGAGGCAAAGAGAAAUCCAAGGGCCACAGUUGGAGAAUUACAGAACUUGGUUGCAUCUUGGGGUCACCAAGUCUCCAAAUCUACAAUUAGACGCCACCUCCAUGCCAAUAGCCUAAAAGGGUUGCCAGAAAAAGCCUUGAGAGCAACCAACAAACGAAAGCGCCUGGAGUUUGCUAAACGGCAUUGGCACUUUGAUUGGAACCGGGUGCUAUGGUCAGAUGAGACGAAAAUAGAGCUCUUUGGCCACACACCAGCGGUGGGUUUGGCGUCGAAAGAAGGAUGCGUGUGCAGAAAAGAACCUCAUACCUACUGUAAAAUAUGGUGGUGGAUCUUUGAUGUUAUGAGGCUGUUUUGCUUCCACUGGUCCUGAGGCCCUUGUUAAGGUCAACAGCAUCAUGUACCAGGACAUUUUAGAAAGUACCAGGACAUUUUAGCCAAAAACCUGGUUGCCUCUGCCAGGAGGCUGAAACUUGGCCACAAGUGGAUCUUACAGCAAGUCAAUGACCCCAAGCACACAUCAAAAUCCACAAAGAAAUGGUUAAUUGACCACAAAAUCAACAUUUUGCAAUGGCCAUCUCAGUCCCUGGACUUGAACCCCAUUGAAAACCUGUGGUUUCAAUUGAAGAGGGCAGUCCAUAAGCGCAGACUGAAGGAUAUCAAGGGUCUGGAAAGAUUCUGUAUGGAGGAAUGGUCUAAGAUCCCUCCCAAUGUGUUCUCCAAUCUCCUUAAACAUUAUAGAAAAGGACUCAGUGCCGUUAUCCUUGCAAGGGGAGGGUGCACAAAGUACUGAAAACAAGGGUGCCAAUAAUUGUGACACUUCAUUUGUUUUGGAACGAAAUUUAUAAUUCGAGAAGUGUGUAAUUUUGGUUGAUUCCAUUGAAUCAUUAAUAAAGUCAAAUAUAUUGCACAUGUUGGAAAAUUACAAUAUAGCUCAGUACUGGUAUUUAUUUUAUAGUCUUUUUUGCUCAUUUAUAUCAAGGGUGCCAAUUUUGCGCUCCACAUCGAAUGCUAAACAAGGUGCUGUCACUCUGCUAAGCAAAGCUGCAACUCCGGGACUCUACCUAAAAAUGGAAUCAAGACGGGACUCUGCCUGAAAACAGACCCAAGACGAGGAAGCAAGCUGCAAGCGAGUCAACGACCACAAGCAACGAGACUGAGGCCCGGCUGGAGGACUGCCGUAAAACUUACAGAGACUGUUAUCAGACAAACCAGUCUAAGUCUGCUGUACACCUACAACCACAGUAUCCAAAAGAAACUGUGCCCUGCUACCUGCAUAGGUAAAAGAUUCAGCGAAGAGGACAGAGCGGAUGGGCGCUGUUGUGGAUCCUAUACCGAGGACUGAAGACUUUGUUGCAGCUGUUUAUUGAUUCUAUCUAGAAUUGAAAGCUUUGUUGCCAAGUUUGAUCCAAUGUAGGAUUGAAGACUUUGUUGCAGAGAGGAGAGUUUUUAUACUGGAAACUUCAACAGAUUGAGUUUCCAAGCCAGCAAAAGUCUAAGCUUCAAGGAACCGUUGAGUAUAAUUCCAGUUGCAUUUUCAUUUCAUGGAACUACAUUAAUUAAUUGUAACACAUUCACAUAGAAUUGUACUGUUAAUUAUUUAGUUUGAGAACCCCUGAUUUAGAGGACAGGUCUCAAACCCCAGUGCACUAGAGUAGACAUUUUGAAAAGAGCUUUGAAACAGACUUAAAAGUUCUAAGUGUAAAAAGUUGUCAGGAUGUUAACAAUGAAAAGAAAAAUGACGUUAUUUAAACAGUUGUAGCAACAUGUGUAAUACUACAUUUUCAGAACCCCGCUACUUCCUCUUUAAGACCCAUAUUACACAGUGGAAGUGUUAAAGAUUCUAGAUAUCCCUUAGACUUGUACUUGCCUUAGCCCUGUAGAUGCAGUAUCACUUUGCACUGUUGCAUCCCAGUAGUAGGUUUCCCAUUUUGUAAUGCAGCUAGGGGGCUCUGCAAGAAGAAGCAUUGUGGUGUUGGGUAUUUUAUGCAUUUUCAGGCUGUUUAAAAUUGUUAUGGAGGGGCAAGUGACCAUUUCUUAAUUUUCAGCAGCUUUUAUGUAUUGGAGAACGUCAGAGGUCCCUACUGCAUUGCAAUCACAUGUCCUGUGAGGGACCUUUGCACAGGAAUAACCUUCAGUGUUCUCUUAAGGACUUCUAUAGACAAGGCCAUGGAUUGGAAACCAUAUCAAAUUCACUUAACCUAUUGUGGAGAGGGACCUACUGUACUUGAAUGCCUGGGUGCUCAGAUGAAUUAAGUAGCUUUUGAUAGCUGUGAUUUUAUUUUUUGUAGUGUAUAGGUUUUGUAGUUAACCCGAGUGCUUGACCA